GUAGGACGAGUCUGCUGCGCUUGGCAGCUAAGAGAAACAGUGGUUGCGCCAGCUCAGUAGUUGCUCCGCUUCACUAUUGCACCUGUACAUGGAGAUUGUGCUGGCUGUCUGCUGAUUCAUGGCAAUGCCUCACAUUGUUUCCUGAUUUUGGCAAGCACUGUGUACAGUCCCUGUCCCAGCGGUUGUCUUGCAAUUGUGGGCCCACCUUCUGGCGCACACCGUUUGUGUUGGACAUGGGGAAGAAGAAUAAGGGCAGAGCCGCCGGGCCCGCAAAGGUGGCCGUGUCUGGGCCCAGUGAAAUUGAGAUUGUGCGAUUCGAAUGUGAAAAGGCAAUCAAGUCGUUAAAGAACAACCCGCAGCGGGCUCAGAAAACGAUCAAGGAGACCUGCCAGAGGCACCCCAAUGUCUCCCUGGGGUUCAGGUACCAUGCGUACAUUGAGAGGCGGCUGGCAGAGCAUCAGCAUGAUGCGAGCGCGCUUAAGAAGCGGCAUGUGACUGCCGCGCUGGAAGCUGCAAAUCGGGCCACGGUCCUGAGCCCCAACUCGAUGGAGCACGGUUUCUUCUAUGCAACGCUCUUGCAGGAGUAUAUGCCUCUGCGGGAGGGCAGGGAGAGGAACGUGGAGGCUGUUGCUGAGUGUGAGCGCGCGCUAGCGAUUGCUGAACCAACAGAUCCUGCAGAAGACAUGCUCGACGAGCUGCCAGAGGAGUUGAGAACAGCGGAGGUGAGAAUUGCGCACUUCAAGCACCAGCUGCGGCAGCUCUCUUGCCAGAUUAAGCUCACAGACCUUCAGAACAUCUUCAAGAACGGCAGUGUGGAUGCAAACGGGAAUUUCGUGCCGCUGACUACAAAGGUGCGCACGGAAAUGGGGUCGGCACAGCCGCUAUCAGAGCAGAGGAGGGCGGAGAAGAUGGAGAAGACUUCCAAGGCGGAGGUGGAGCAGAUAUCGCAAAGAGAGGAGCAGCCGGUGGUGAGAGACGAGGAGCAGGAAGAGCAGCAGGGCGGCGAUGAGGGCGAGAAGGGACUGGGUGAGAUAAGCAAAAGUCAGAAUGACGGUACGGAGGAAACGCUGAGCGAGGUCAAGGGUGCCCAUGCGAAAAAGAGGCAGGACCUGGGCCAGGUCUCAAGCAGUGAGCCAGCGCAGCCGCUCAACCCAGGGGAGAGUGGGAAGGCGAGCAGCCCACAGGAAGAGGUCAUGGAGACCGACGAGGAGGACGAAAAUACUAUGGAAUGCAAAGAGUGCGACGCCACGUUUACGUCGGCAAACGAGUACCUGGCGCACCACAAUGUCGAGCACCCCUCCCUCCCGCCCGACGAACUCAUCGUCCCUGUGGACCUCCCCGCCAACUUCGACGAUUCGGAGCGGCGCGCGGCGCUGAGGGAGACGCUGACGACGGUGCGGGUGGCGAUUGCGCGGAGGCGGCUGCUGUUGGCCCACCAGCACAAGAUCUUCCAGUACUUGGUUAACGACUUGCAGGACAUGCUUCCGGACCCUGCCGCCAGCGCGGAGUGGCAGCACGAUUGGCACCUGUUGCGGAUGGUGAACAAAGAGGACCUCGGCACCGUGCGGAGAUUUCUGCUAAACGAGGUUCUUCGCGACGACACAGAGACGACAGAAGACGGAGGCGAUCCGAAGAGCACCAACCACUCUAGCAAGCCGGCGAGUGUCGAAGUUCCAAAUCCGCUUACAGCGGCACCGGCAGGCGAGCCUUCAGCGAGGGGCGCGGUGGGAGAGUGA
This is a messenger RNA of Klebsormidium nitens, 1736 nucleotides long. The record is from the annotation of a GenBank genome assembly. Lineage: Eukaryota; Viridiplantae; Streptophyta; Klebsormidiophyceae; Klebsormidiales; Klebsormidiaceae.